AUGUCAUCAGAGCUUGAAUUAUUGAGACAACGAGUUACCAAACUUGAAACUGAAAAUACCCAACUAAAACGGAUCAUCGAAGAAAUUGCUAAUCUUAGGAUCGAAAAUACAAGACUAAAACAAAUCAUAAAACAAAAUCGGACUACUAAUGAUGCUUCACAAAUACCUAUUUUACCACAUAUUAAUGGUCACUCUGAUGAGAAUGGUAGCACCGACUCUUUAAAUCUAGAGCAGGUACAAAGUGAUAUUUCCCCUGAAAUAAAUUCUAACAAUACUCCUAAACAG
Molecule: messenger RNA, 285 nt
Organism: Racocetra persica
Lineage: Eukaryota; Fungi; Glomeromycota; Glomeromycetes; Diversisporales; Gigasporaceae
Source: the annotation of a GenBank genome assembly